AACCUCGCUUCUGUCACUGUGAGGUGAAAUUGCUUCCUUGUGAUAAAAGCUUCACCUGUGGAGAAUUGGUGGGAUCCCUUGAUGGAAGUUGCCUGAAAGUCACUUCUGGUUCUGUUUUCUCCUGUCAUAGGCUCCUAAACUUGCUGAGACCUACUGCGUGUGUCACCUGGCAACAGGUGACAUGCUGAGGGCCAUGGUGGCUUCAGGAUCGGAGCUGGGUAAAAAGUUGAAGGCGACUAUGGAUGCUGGCAAGCUGGUGAAUAGAGUGGUGAGCGAUGAGAUGGUGGUGGAGCUGAUUGAGAAAAACCUGGAGUCUCCUCCCUGCAAAAAUGGCUUCCUGCUGGAUGGCUUCCCUCGCACGGUGAAGCAGGCAGAGAUGCUGGAUGAGCUCAUGGAGAAGAGAAGUGAGAAGCUAGAUUCUGUGAUUGAAUUCAGCAUUCCUGACUCCCUGCUCAUUCGGAGGAUCACUGGACGGCUGAUCCACCCGGCAAGUGGCCGCUCGUACCAUGAGGAGUUCAACCCCCCGAAAGAGCACAUGAAGGAUGAUGCCACCGGGGAGCCCCUGAUCCGCCGUUCUGACGAUAACGAAGUGGCUUUGAAAACUCGUUUGAAGUCCUACCAUACCCAGACCACCCCGCUGGUAGACUACUACUCCAAGCGAGGAAUCCAUGCUGCUGUGGACGCCUCCCAGUCCCCGGAUGUGGUGUUUGCCAGCAUCUUGGCAGCCUUCUCCAGAGCAACAUUGACUCCAUGAACCAGACGAGACACCACCAAAGGCUGCAUGCUCCAUCACCUCACUCCAUCCCUUCCCCUUGGGAGAAGGGGCAGGCUGGAAGGGAAGGGGGGGGUUAUGGCUGAGCAUUGGAAGGGGGGGAAGAAACAGAAGGCAGAGUGGUUUGUUUCUCACCAGAAUCAUGUUCAAGAGGAGAUUGAUCUUUUCCUUUCAUACUAAAGAAUCAAAGUAUUUGGGGAGGAAGAACACAUUGUGCUGUAUGAAAAUGGAUUUCUGUGCCAAAGAUCAGCCUGCUGAGCCUUGGCCUUGCUGUUGGACUUGGUGCUAUUUCAAGCUUUCAAACGGGACUCCUGGUGCUGCCUCUGCGUGGUAGCUCUGUGUGGUUUUGUUUUUCCUGAAGGACGCUGUCAAAUUCGUUUUUCUGCUUCUUAAACGUAAUUCCCCUACUACAGGACCAAAAUGAAUGCACAAAAUGACUCCUUAGCUCUGUCAUGGAGACAAGAUCUGGCUCCAUUGUACUUCCCUUGUUUCCUAGAUGAUUUGGCCUUCCUGAAACAAGGCAAAGAUGGACUGAGGAGCCUUCUGCUCCUGUAUGAUACCAUCAGCUCUAGCCCAAGCCUUCCAUCUUUCUGAUCUUGAUCAAGCCAAACUUCCUAAAAUGCUGAGAAAUCCAUAGGAAUUUACCCCCUCCCACUUGAUUGAGGAAGCAACAAUGAAUUGGAUUUUUUGCCUUUUUUACAAACCAAAUGCUGCCUUUGUCUAGUUUCUGAAUCAAUAAAAUAUACUUCACA
Molecule: messenger RNA, 1524 nt
Organism: Pelodiscus sinensis (Chinese soft-shelled turtle)
Lineage: Eukaryota; Metazoa; Chordata; Testudines; Trionychidae
Source: RefSeq, a predicted model, not a curated record